UGUGUGUCAUACCCGCGCUGUGUAUUAGGGGUAGCGCUCUAUUGACGGUCUCCGCUAUUAAUCGAAGAGGAGUUAUUGUGCAGACACUGCUUUGGGAGCUCCGCUGAAAGUGUUUGUGCAAGCUAUACAAAUGACAGGAAUCUGGUGUCAUGUCAUAAACACAAUCCCAAAUCUCGACUCAGAACGUGUUUCUCCUUGGGCGUUGACGAGAUCCAACAUGGAUGACCACUCUCAAACUCACAUUUCGGAGACUUAACGCAAAUUUGCAGUAUAUUACGAACAUACCCUGAUUCGCUAUGGCGUCUGAGAGCCUUGUACUGGCGCUUCUUCUGGGUGUGAUUGGGACGUGCUGGGGCGAGGAUGAGCCCCCUGUUUUUGUGAACAACAUGAGAGGUCUACAAAUAUCAGAGUCUACGGAAGUUGGUACAUCCGUUUAUACGUUGUCCGCAACGGGUGAGGAGCCUAUUAUAUAUGACAUAAAGGCAGACAUGUUUACGGUCAACGCGACAACGGGGGUGGUGACGCUAAGUCGGCCUGUGGAUUACGAGUCAGGGGAAAUAAAGUUCUCCGUGCAGGUUAUUGCCAUUGCCAACAAUGGCCUUGUGGAAACGGUUUCGCCUACUGUAGAAGUACUGGACGCCAAUGAUAACCCACCACAAUUUCUCCGAGAAACAUAUCGGCAAAUUAUUCCCGAGGAUUAUGCCAUUGGCAACGAGGUCAUCAGUAAUCUCAGGGCAGAGGACAAAGACUUCAAGGGCGGCGUUAUAGUGGUCACGUGUGAGCCUGACGCAAUCUUGGCCAGUCCGAAUAACACUCACGAAACACACUCAGCGUACGUGGAAGCGUGUGAGACCUUCGAGCCAGUCAUGCUGCAGAGUAGCAACAAGAGGUGGCUGGGCAGCAUCAGACUGCUUAAAACCCUGGACUAUGAGACACGAUCAACCUACCAGUUGCCACUGGUCAUUAGGGAUGGCACGUUGGCGCAUAUGCAGAGCUUUGAGAUUACCAUUUCUGAUGUGAACGAUGCACCACCGAGGUUCACCUACGUCCCGGAGAAUGUCCCAAUUAAAGAAAACCUUGACAUAGGUACUGUUAUCGAAAGAGUACAAGCUGAAGAUGGAGACACUAACAAGAGGCGCCCGAUUCGCUAUAACGUCACCCGGUGUCCCGAAGACACCUCGGCCAGAAAAGAUGCUGACAACAUCUUUACCGUGAACUUCCUGAACGGCACCAUAUCAACGAAGACAAAUAUUGAUCGGGAGAAUGCUUUCGUCAUCGCGGGCCUCAAACUUUGUAUCAAGGCUCAAGAACUUAAUAACAAAACUAUACCAAUUAGUCUAGGAAACGAUUCCGAGACAACGGCUGUGGCAUUGAUACACAUUGAUGUACAAGAUCUAAACGACCAGAUCCCUUCCUUCAGCAACGACAACUACAACACCUCCAUCUAUGAAGACAUCCCCGACGGCACAGCCGUACCAGGCAUCGCCCUCACAAUAACGGAUCUGGACAGCUAUCCAGCCAACAGCUACGAUGUGCGACUCGUCAACUACCAAGAUGUUUUCGAAGUCUUUCCAGUUAAUGGCACCGGUCGUAAUAUCGGGGGAAUCAAAGUCAAAGACACGUCGAAGAUUGACUACGAGAGUGGCAACCGACUGUUCGAACUCCGAAUAAUUGCGUACGAGAACAGGUUUGCUGAAGGUGGCUUCCAGCCGAACACCGGGUCGACCAAAGUGUCCAUCCAUGUUUUAGAUGUCAACGACAACACCCCGAAGUUCUCUCAGAAUGUUUACAACGUUUCUGUGAUGGAGAAAGACAUUGGCACACAACCCUUCAUCACUUACAUCCAGGCGAUAGACCCAGACUCUGGACCCAUGGGCACGACGGGGAUAACAUACAGACUACUGGGUAGCGAGUCUGAAAGGUUCCAGAUAGAGCCCACACGCCGGGGAAGGUCUGCGGAGGUCCGAGUUAGUCCUUGUAGGACGCCAGGUCAAGGGGGGGACUGCAUCAACUACGAACGACGACGUCGUUACGACUUCACCAUUAUUGCCCGUGAUGAGUUAGGGUCACCCAAGGGGCGACAAGGAACGGCCGAGCUCGUCAUCCAUGUCAUAGACGAGAACGAUGUCUGGCCAGUUUUUACCCUGAACUCAUAUGUGGGCGACAUAAAAGAAGGGGAACUCCUAUUGGUGAACGAACUUCGUGUUAAAGCUGAAGAUACAGAUACUGUAGGGAAAAUAAGCUACACCCUGUCCCCGGGAUCACAGUACUGGAGAAUCCACCCGGACACGGGGCUAAUAUCUGCCAAAGAGACGAUUUUCAGACGAUUCACUCCAGGCGAUCGAGGAUGGUUCAACCUUAUUGUGUUGGCAAACGAUACCGUAAACACAGUGUCAACGGACGUCAUAAUCAACGUCAUUGACCAGAAUAAUUUCGCCCCGAAGUUUAGCCCAAACGUGUACAUUACGAAAAUACCAGAAGAGACAAAGGGAGAUGUGUCUGUGAUCACAGUAGAGGCUACGGACCAAGACUCGAGUCUGUCCGAAAACGGCCAAGUUGAGUACAACAUCGAAGAGGGUUCCCAGGGCAGGUUUGUCAUGAACAACGGCACUAUUUACACCGCUACAAAUGCCGCCUUUGACUACGACGUACAGAAGGAGUACAUUCUCAGAGUACUAGCACGCGACGGGGGAAAUCCUCAAAAGACGGGGACAAGCUCAGUGACAAUCAGCAUCAUCGACCAGAACAACAAACUACCAUACUUUUUGUCAUUGGUGCAAUUCGCAGAAAUCAGUGAGAAUGCUCAGAAGGGAGAGUAUGUCACAACCAUCCUUGCAAAAGAUCCGGAUGAAGAUGCAAAGCUGAGUUUUGAACUGGUUGAAGAAAUUAAAGCAAUUUCACCAGAUGGAGUAAACGUUGAUCCCAAUGACUAUGCCUUCAAGAAUUUGUUUCAAUUGGACUCCACUUCCGGUGUAGUGCGCGUCAAUGCUCAACGUUUAGACCGUGACCGCACCUCGGUUAUCACAUACAACAUGACCGUCACCGACGUUUCUCAAACGCCAACUACGGGACCACAGAUUGGAACACCUGGUAUACUGAUUAUCCGAAUCAAGGAAUAUAACGACCAGUCCCCAGCGUUUCAGCGGUCAAGGUAUGAUCUUUCUGUGGAAGAGGAGCAACCCAUUGGCACCUUCGUCGUUGCCCUUGUGGCACAGGACGCCGACGACGCCAUCAAGCAGUACGACAUCGUCGAGAGGGACCAGAACCUGUUCAGCAUCAUUUCGGAAACAGGUGUACUGAUUGUACGGAGUAGAAUUGACUACGAAAGAAUCGAACGGACACAGUUCACGGUCCGGGCCAUUGACAAUGGCCAGCCUCAGCGCACUGGCACAGCACAGGUGUUCAUCAACAUCAUCAACACAAACGACAACAGCCCUAUACCAAGCCAGAACACCUACCAAGUGAAUAUCCCGGAAAACUCCACCGGGGGGACCAGCCUGCUGCAGGUGUUCGCCUCGGACAUGGACAAGGGAGACUAUGGUGAAAUCAGGUUCGAGCUGCCGAAAGACGUCACCAGGUUCACCAUCAACCCCUACUCGGGUGUGAUGGUAUUGGCUCCCGGGGUUCAGCUGGAUCGUGAGGUGGAACCUAUAAUACCUACACGUGUUAAUGUGUAUGACAGCCCCAGUGAUGAGACUGUCCGCAGGCGGUACAGUGUCCCGGUCUACGUGACACUGUUGGACGUCAACGACAACUGGCCAAUCUUCAGUAACGAAGACCUGUCAGCCGAGAUCAUCGAGUCUAUAGACAUCGGUGCCCCGAUCCUGCAGGUGUUUGCUACAGACAGGGACUACGGUAUCAACGCACAGAUUGUGUUUCGGAAGGUGGCCGGCUCGGGGGACACAGGGGGCCUCUUCAGUGUGAGUCCCCAGUCUGGACAAAUCCUCGUUGAAAGGAGCCUUCGUGGACGCAUUGGAAUAUACGCCUUCAACGUGAGCGCCACUGACCGGAACGGCGGUCCAGAUGGCUUGAAGGGAUAUUCCCGCAUCGUCAUCACUGUGGUGGAGUCCCUCAACUCUCCACCCGUGUGGACGAUCCCACCUAAUGACAACAUGACAAUAGAAGUACUGGAGAGCCAGUACCUUGGUAUGCUAGUAUUUGACGCAAACGCAGACGACAACAACAGCGGCCGUAACGGCAUCGUGGAAUACUACUUUCAAGACGGCAACACCACUGUCUCCAACACAGGGGAGUUCAGCAUCAAUCGAGUGACUGGGGUCAUCAGAGCAGAGAUAAUAUAUGACCGCGAAACAGUAGAGCGAUACACGCUUCAUCUGAUCGCCAAGGACAUGGGAGUCUUGUCGCUGAGGUCAGAGCGUCAUCUCUACGUGAAAAUCAUUGACGUCAAUGACAACAUCCCCGAAUUUGAAAUGAGUAAUGGCAAAACAAUCCCUAUGGACAUCUUGUUGUGGGAGAAUACCACCGUAGGCGCAGCCAUCGGAAGUGUGAAGGCAACCGAUGACGACUCGGAAUUUUACACUACCAUCUACUACUACAUUGUUGCUGGAGGUGAAGGAAAGUUCGCGGUUGAUAAAGAUACAGGAGUUAUACGGCUCAGCCAGGCGGUAGAUCGUGAGAUAAGAAGUACGUACUCUUUCGACAUCAGGGCAACCAAUGCGGACAACGACUACUUCCUCAUAACAAAUCGUAACGCCAUCGACACCAGCAUUAUUACGGUCAGGGUGACGUUGCGUGAUGUCAAUGACAACGCGCCAGUGUUUGUGGGAUUUAACAGCCUUGAUGCAGCCAACAACCACUACUUCGGAUUUAUCUCUUUGAAUGCCCCCUAUGAUCAGCGUAUUGUCCAAGUGACAGCAACAGAUGUGGACGCUGCGGGGUCCGCUGCCAUCACCUACAGCAUCAUCGGCGGCAACGACGACGGUGGUUUCUUCACUGUCGACAUGAUCGGGAGAGUGGCCAAUAAGCGCCUCUUAAACGAAGUGACCACAAGGAUUUACUCGCUCACAAUACAAGCGUUUGACAGCCUGCUGACUUCUACAGCUACAACAUAUGUGUUCGUCACAAAUGCAGGAAACGAGGUUAAAUUGGUCAUCAACCUAGAACCAUCAGAGGUGAAAGUUUUCCGGUCACAAAUCAUCAGGUUACUCAUGUCCUUCCCUGGUAUAAGUCAUGCCAGCAUCCUCAGCAUCAAAAACCACGUGGUCGGACAAGUGGUGGACACCACGAGAUCUGACGUUAUCGUGGUGGCGGCGACUGCCGUUCCAGCGGGAGGAUAUGUUCUGCUGUCAACAUCACAACUUUUACUUCUACUCCAAGAGAAGAGGAGAGAGUCAGGGGCGGUUUUUCACUCCUUCUACGUUGAGUCUAUCGGGCCUGCUGGAGGCGCGGCGACCUGGCUGGACUGGACCCCCGUGUUGGCAGUUGUCAUCAUUAUUAUCCUACUGAUUCUCAUGGCCAUCCUGCUGCUGUUGUUUUGUUGCUGUUGCAUCAAAGACUCUGGAAAGAAAAAGCCGCAGACACCAGUGGCAUAUCUCAUCGGCGAGAAGGAUGAAAAGAAGAUUAAUCCUGUCUUCGAUAACAGCAUCUCCAUAGUUGAAACGACUGAUGCUAAGGUGGUGACUGAAGUGGAGGAGCUUUAUGCAGUUGUUGCCAAGACCACACCUGCUCCUAAUGCAACCGUCAGUCACGACCCGUACCCCUUUGUUGAUGACGACAAUCCUGUCAUCGAAACAGAGGUAAUUCGUGGACGUGCUAUUGGGUCCUCUGAAGUGACCAUCCAGGUGGGACCGGACGUCAACGAUGGGCCCUUACCCGUCAUUGAGGCUCUGAUCAACGAAAACUCAGACACUGUUGCAUUUUCAGCAGCGGUGGCAUCUGAAUCUCAAACGUCUUCAUCUCAGGUUGUGCAAGGAGGAGAUAUUGAUACAUAUUUUUUUACGCCCCAGCCUGAACCCGACACAGAGUCUGGGUCUAAGUAUCCAUACCCUUCUGUUCAGCCUUCUCUUGAGCCUUUAGCAGAACACUCAGAACAAGAGGAAUCACAGGACGAGGAAAAUGACAACAUUAAUACCGAGAUACAUGAUGCCCAGGAUGUCAGGAUUAGUCAGGACGCCUAUACCCAUAUGGAAAGAGUGGUAACCUAUGAGGACGGAGGGAGCUACGAGGUGGACGUUCAAGGUGGCUACCCUGAGGGAACUGGACAAAAUGGUUCCUUUGCAAGUUCAGGAAGCGUUGGUACAUCAGACGGCCAUGCUGGUGGUAAUUAUGAGAUUGAAAUUCAUGGCGGGCGACCACAGAGUACCGUAGAUGUCGUUCCUUCAACCAGUGGCCCAACCUACGAGGUAGAGGUUCAAGGUGACAAUCCCACAGUUGAUCAAAAGGGGACAAGAGGAGGUGUCAACUACGAGAUAGAAAUUCAUGGCGGGCGACCACAGGGUACCGUAGAUGUCGUUCCUUCAACCAGUGGCCCAACCUACGAGGUAGAGGUUCAAGGGGACGACGCCACAGUUGAUCAAAAGGGGACAAGCGGUGGUGUCAACUAUGAGAUAGAAAUUCAUGGCGGGCGACCACAGGGUACCGUAGAUGUCGUUCCUUCAACCAGUGGCCCAACCUACGAGGUAGAGGUUCAAGGUGACGAUCCCACAGUUGAUCAAAAGGGGACAAGCGGUGGUGUCAACUAUGAGAUAGAAAUUCAUGGCGGGCGACCACAGGGUACCGUAGAUGUCGUUCCUUCAACCAGUGGCCCAACCUACGAGGUAGAGGUUCAAGGUGACGAUCCCACAGUUGAUGAAAGAAGAACUAGCGGUGGUGUCAACUACGAAAUUGAAAUUCAUGGUGGACGACCAAACAGCUACGUUCAUAUUGAUCCAGGUACCAGUGGACCGGGUUACGAGGUUGAAGUUCAACCUAACUCUCCUGCGGGUUUUGAACAAAGUUAUCCUCCCAGCACUGUUGGCGAUGGAGAUUACGAGGUUGAGAUCCAGGAUGGACAUCCUGACACGUCCAUAGAUAUCCUCCCUGCUACCAGUGCUCCGUUUUAUGAUGUCGAUGUCCAAGGUGAAUUUCCAGUCAUCACUGAUGAGUCUGAUAACUCAAGUGCUUUGGUUCCUUCGAGCGGUGACAGAAGCUAUGGAGUAGAAGUUCCUGGCGGAGAUCCAAUCCGCAGAGGGGCAGUCGCACCACCCGGAUACGCCAUCACUGAAACUGAAAAGAGCAUGCACAGCACCUCAGCUGCUCAGAGUUCGCGUGUCAUUAGUUCCCCUUCACCCCUCGAUGGUGGGAAUGUAACUGUUGCCGAAACCCACAGUAGCCUGAACACAGCAUCAGCUCAAUCACGUUCACGGAUGAUCAGUUAUGGAGAAGACGAUGGUGUGGGCGUGGGAGUCUAUGAAAGUCUUCGUGAAGUUGAUGACGAGAACAUGGCAGUUGAGUUCCCUGGAAUGUCCAACAGCCACUCCCCUGGCUCCCCUCACCCUUACGUCUACCUGUCUGAUGAUGCUGUUUAAAUAUGUAGUGACAAUGAACGAUGGUUACAUUGUGAUUGUUGUUUCUGAAACUGUAUUGAUCUUGAUGUCGAAUGGACACAGACAAGUAUUGUUUUGAUUCUAUCACAAUGUUUAUAAGCAUGUUGAUAAUGUCAUGCAUAUGCUGAAAAUGAAGAUUGUUGUUUAUUGCCAUUAUCUGUUAGUUUCCGAUGCUUUGCCAGAUAUACCAUGCACAUUGAUAUUGUAUUGCUUUAGUCUUAAACAACUUGCAUACAACAAUUUAUGUGUCUGCAUAUGCAUGGUUAUACAUGUGCAGUUAUACAUUUAUCAAGAUGACCUCUGGGUAUAUUUGUAAUGUGUUUCCAUGUUGAACUUUUUUUUACAACAUUAACGUGACUACGACAUCUAUAAUGUCGGAUUUGGUUUGGUUUGAAGUAUCAUAAUAUUUUAGUCUUAUGUUUUUUUAAAAUGCUAAUGUUGAAAAUAGAUCCAUGGAGCAAAUUCAUGUAUCAUGCUUUGGAUAUUAAUUACUAAACGCAUCAACUUGUUGUAUUAUCAGUAAUUUAUUAUUACAUUACGUGAAUAAUUAAUAUGAUUAACCGAUCUAUUUCAAAUAUAUAUAUA
Haliotis rufescens (red abalone) is the source of this 8129-nucleotide messenger RNA. RefSeq names its product cadherin-23-like. Lineage: Eukaryota; Metazoa; Mollusca; Gastropoda; Lepetellida; Haliotidae. Bases 297 to 7526 code for a protein of 2409 amino acids. Gene Ontology annotation, cellular component: plasma membrane. The record is from RefSeq and is a predicted model, not a curated record. Gene Ontology annotation, biological process: homophilic cell-cell adhesion. Gene Ontology annotation, molecular function: calcium ion binding. The transcript has 41 exons.